UAGGGCGUUUGGCAUUAGGAGCUCGAGCCCAGCCUGCCCCGGCAGGGACCCCGACGCCCGCAGAGACCAUGCAGAGGUCGCCUCUGGAAAAGGCCAGCGUCCUCUCCAAACUUUUUUUCAGCUGGACUGGACCAAUUUUGUCAAAAGGGUAUAGACAGCGCCUGGAAUUAUCAGACAUAUACCAAAUCCCUUCUGCUGAUUCUGCUGACAAUCUGUCUGAAAAAUUGGAAAGAGAAUGGGACAGAGAGCUGGCAUCAAAGAAAAACCCCAAACUCAUUAAUGCCCUUCGGCGAUGCUUUUUCUGGAGAUUUAUGUUCUAUGGAAUCUUACUAUAUUUAGGGGAAGUCACCAAAUCAGUCCAGCCUCUCUUACUGGGAAGAAUCAUAGCUUCCUACGAUCCGGAUAACAAGCAGGAACGCUCCAUUGCGAUUUACCUAGCCAUAGGCUUAUGCCUUCUCUUUGUCAUGAGGAUGCUUCUCCUGCACCCAGUCAUUUUUGGCCUUCAUCACAUUGGAAUGCAGAUGAGAAUAGCUAUGUUUAGCUUGAUUUAUAAGAAGACUUUAAAGCUGUCAAGCCGUGUUCUGGAUAAAAUAAGUAUUGGACAACUUAUUAGUCUCCUUUCCAACAACCUGAACAAAUUUGAUGAAGGACUUGCUUUGGCACAUUUUGUGUGGAUUGUACCUUUACAAGUAGCGCUUCUGAUGGGGCUACUCUGGGAUUUGUUACAAGCCUCCGCCUUCUGUGGUCUUGCUUUCCUCAUAGUCCUCGCCCUUUUUCAAGCCGUUUUGGGAAGAAUGAUGAUGAAGUACAGAGAUCAGAGAGCUGGAAAGAUCAAUGAAAGACUCGUGAUCACCUCAGAAAUGAUUGAAAAUAUCCAAUCUGUUAAGGCAUACUGCUGGGAGGAAGCAAUGGAAAGAAUGAUUGAAAACAUAAGACAAACAGAACUGAAACUGACCCGGAAGGCAGCCUAUGUGAGAUACUUCAAUAGCUCAGCCUUCUUCUUCUCAGGGUUCUUUGUGGUGUUUUUAUCUGUGCUUCCCUAUGCACUGAUCAAAACAAUCAUCCUCCGAAAAAUAUUCACAACCAUCUCAUUCUGCAUCGUUUUGCGCAUGGCAGUCACUCGGCAAUUCCCCUGGGCUGUACAAACGUGGUAUGACUCUCUUGGAGCUAUAAACAAAAUACAGGAUUUCUUACAAAAGCAAGAGUAUAAGACGUUGGAAUAUAAUUUAACAACUACAGAAGUAGUGAUGGAGAAUGUAACAGCCUUCUGGGAGGAGGGAUUUGGGGAAUUACUUGAGAAAGCAAAACAAAACAGUAAUGACAGAAAAAUUUCCAGUGGUGAUAACAGCCUCUUCUUCAGCAACUUCUCACUUCUGGGUGCUCCUGUCCUGAAAGACAUCAAUUUCAAGCUAGAAAGGGGACAGUUGUUGGCGGUUGCUGGAUCUACUGGAGCAGGCAAGACUUCACUUCUAAUGAUGAUUAUGGGAGAACUGGAGCCUUCAGAGGGUAAGAUUAAGCACAGUGGAAGAAUUUCAUUCUGCUCUCAGUUUUCCUGGAUCAUGCCUGGCACCAUUAAAGAAAACAUCAUCUUUGGUGUUUCCUAUGAUGAGUACAGAUAUCGGAGUGUCAUCAAAGCAUGUCAGCUAGAGGAGGACAUUUCCAAGUUUGCAGAGAAGGACAAUAUUGUUCUUGGAGAAGGUGGAAUCACACUGAGUGGAGGGCAGCGAGCAAGAAUUUCCUUAGCAAGAGCAGUAUAUAAAGAUGCUGAUUUAUACCUAUUAGACUCUCCUUUUGGAUAUCUGGAUGUUUUAACAGAAAAAGAAAUAUUUGAAAGCUGUGUCUGUAAAUUGAUGGCUAACAAAACUAGGAUUUUGGUCACUUCUAAAAUGGAACAUUUAAAGAAAGCUGACAAAAUAUUAAUUUUACAUGAAGGUAGCUGCUAUUUUUAUGGGACAUUUUCUGAAUUACAAAGUCUACGGCCCGACUUCAGCUCAGAGCUCAUGGGAUAUGAUUCUUUUGACCAGUUUAGUGCAGAAAGAAGAAAUUCAAUCAUAACUGAGACUUUACGGCGUUUCUCGUUAGAAGGAGAUGCGGCUGUUUCCUGGAAUGAAACAAAAAAGCAAUCUUUUAAGCAGACUGGAGAGUUUGGUGAAAAAAGGAAGAACUCUAUUCUUAACCCAAUCAACUCUAUCAGAAAAUUUUCAAUUGUACAGAAGACACCAUUACAAAUGAAUGGCAUUGAAGAAGAUUUCAAUGAACCCGUAGAGAGAAGGCUGUCCUUAGUUGCUGGUAGUGAGCAAGGAGAGGCCAUCCUGCCUAUAAGCAACAUGAUCAACAGUGGCCCCUCGUUUCAGAGACAACGAAGGCAGUCUGUUCUGAAUCUGAUGACGAGCUCCCCAGGGAGCCAAGGUCAAAGCAUUCACCGAAGGACAGCCACAUCCACACGAAAAAUGUCUCUGGCCCCUCAGGCAAACUUAACUGAAAUGGAUAUAUAUUCAAGACGGUUAUCUCAAGAUAGUGGCUUGGAAAUAAGUGAAGAAAUUAACGAAGAAGACUUAAAGGAGUACUUUUUUGAUGAUGUUGAGAGCAUACCACCGGUGACUACAUGGAACACAUACCUUCGAUAUGUUACUAUCCACAAGAACUUAGUCUUUGUGCUAAUUUGGUGCUUAGUUAUUUUUCUGGCUGAGGUGGCUGUUUCUUUGGUUGUGUUGUGGCUGCUUAAUAAAACAGCUUCUCAAGAGAAAGGGAAUAGUACUCAGAGCAUAAAUAGCAGUUAUGCAGUGAUCUUCACCAAUACCAGCACAUAUUAUGUUUUUUAUAUUUAUGUGGGAGUAGCUGAUACUUUGCUUGCUCUGGGAUUCUUCAGAGGUUUACCACUGGUGCAUACUCUAAUCACAGUGUCGAAAAUCUUACACCGCAAAAUGUUACGUGCUGUUCUUCAAGCACCUAUGUCAACCCUCAACACGUUGAAAGCAGGUGGGAUUCUUAAUAGAUUCACCAAAGAUAUAGCAAUUUUGGAUGAUCUUCUGCCCCUUACCAUAUUUGACUUCAUCCAGUUGUUACUAAUUGUGAUUGGAGCUGUGGUAGUAGUCUCGGCUUUGCAACCCUACAUCUUCCUAGCAACAGUGCCCGUGAUAGCAGCUUUCAUUACACUGAGGGCCUACUUCCUCCACACCUCACAGCAACUCAAACAGCUGGAAUCUGAAGGCAGGAGUCCAAUUUUCACUCAUCUUGUUACAAGCUUAAAAGGACUAUGGACACUUCGGGCCUUUGGACGUCAGCCUUACUUUGAGACUUUAUUUCAUAAGGCUCUGAACUUACAUACCGCCAACUGGUUCUUGUACCUCUCCACACUGCGCUGGUUCCAAAUGAGAAUGGAAAUUAUUUUUGUCAUAUUCUUCAUUGCUGUUACCUUCAUUUCCAUUUUAACAACAGGCGAAGGAGAAGGAACAAUUGGUAUUAUUCUAACAUUAGCCAUGAAUAUCAUGGGUACAUUGCAAUGGGCUGUAAACUCCAGCAUAGAUGUGGAUAGCUUGAUGCGAUCUGUGAGCCGAGUCUUCAAGUUUAUUGACAUGCCAACAGAAGAAAGUAAACCACCUACCAAGUCAUUCAAACCAUCCAAGGAUGCCCAGCUCUCAAAAGUUUUGAUUACUGAGAAUCAUCAUGUGAGGGAAGAUGACAUCUGGCCCUCAGGGGGCCAAAUGACUGUCAAAGACCUCACAGCAAAGUAUAUAGAUGGUGGGAAUGCCAUACUAGAGAACAUUUCCUUCUCAAUAAGUCCUGGCCAGAGGGUGGGCCUCUUGGGAAGAACUGGAUCAGGGAAGAGUACUUUGUUAUCAGCUUUUUUGAGACUGCUGAACACAGAGGGAGAAAUCCAAAUAGAUGGUGUGUCUUGGGAUUCAAUAACUUUGCAAGAGUGGAGGAAAGCCUUUGGAGUGAUCCCACAGAAAGUAUUUAUAUUCUCUGGAACAUUUAGAAAAAACUUGGAUCCCUAUGGGCAGUGGAAUGAUCAAGAACUAUGGAAAGUUGCAGAUGAGGUUGGACUCAAAUCUGUGAUAGAGCAGUUUCCUGGGAAGCUCGAUUUUGUCCUGGUGGAUGGGGGUUACGUCCUAAGCCACGGCCACAAGCAGUUGAUGUGCUUGGCCAGAUCUGUUCUCAGUAAAGCAAAGAUCUUGCUGCUUGAUGAACCCAGUGCUCAUUUGGACCCAAUAACAUACCAAAUCAUUCGAAGAACCCUAAAACAAGCAUUUGCAGAUUGCACAGUUAUCCUCUCUGAACACAGGAUAGAAGCUAUGUUGGAAUGUCAGCGAUUUUUGGUCAUAGAGGAGAGCAAGGUGCGGCAGUACGAUUCCAUCCAGAAGCUGCUGAGCGAGAAGAGCCUCUUCCGGCAGGCCAUCAGCCCCUCGGACCGGCUGCGGUUCCUCCCACACCGGAGCUCCAGCAAGCACAAGUCUCUAUCCAAGAUCGCUGCUCUGAAGGAGGAGACGGAGGAAGAGGUGCAAGAAACAAGGCUCUAGAGGGCGCUACAAAUACUGGCGCCGGAUGGUCGCUUAUGAAAUUGGAGGAGAACACAGUUUCUGCUUCAGAAAACAAGGAUGAGUAAUGUUUAUUUUUAAAAGGGAAAAUUUUGAUAAGAGGAAAGAAGGACGCUCGGAUGGGUCUGGAUACAUGGCUUCCUGGCAGUGGUCAAAUUGUGUGAAAGGUACUUCACAUCCUUGAAGAUUUACCACUUGUGUUUGCAAGCCAGAUCUUCCUGAAAACUUUUUCCUUUUGGUAGUAAUUGGAAAGGUGGCUGUCCACGUCAGCCAGCGUAAUCAUUCAACUUACUGUGUAGUGAGGCUUGCUAAUGUGUAUUGUUGGAGGAGAACUGUAAUCCUACUAGUUAGAGAUAUGAUUAAGUAAAGAUAGUUGGAAACUUUAGUGGUUUAUGUAAGUUUAUAUCCCUUUGCCUCUACUCUCCCCAAGAUAUUUAAAAACACAACUCUUUCGUCUAUUACGCAGACUGUUCUGAUUCGAAGCAAGUAUUAGCAUGCUGCAAAAGUCACAAGUCAGCUCAUCUAAAUACAUACCAUAUAACAUCUAGGUAUCAAGAGAGAGAACUUCCUGAUCUGGGAAAUCCGUGUUAAUACCACUCACUGCUUUACCAAAAAUCCAAACAAUUCAGACAAUUAGGAUACAUCCCAUACCCAGGAAGAGGGCUGUUACAGUCCCACGUGGGGGAAAGGAUAAUUCCCUUGAUGCAGAAGUUGCCAUGACUUUCCCCAGCUUCCAGAAAGUAACAGGCUUAUAAGACCUUUGAACAGAAGGAUGGCUAGAAAAAAAAUGCUUAAUGCAAAUUGGCGCAAGAAAUCCUUCUUACCCCCAGAAACUCUGGGAAAAGAGUAUGUAAGCAGAUAGGCUGUGGGCGCUGCAGGUAGAUGUACAUGAAAUCCAAAGAUAUAGGUAUACAUAGGGUAAUGUGCAGUUUCAGGCUCGCUCUAGGCAUUUCCUACUGUGUAGACUGAGCAGGGACAGAUAAUCAGUUAAUGGGAGACACAGGAAAGAAUCAAUUCAUUUUAUAUGCUUCUAUUUAAAAGUUUGUGAUGCAAAUAAAAUUUUCUCUAGGAAAUAUUUAUUUUAAUAAUAUUUCAAACACAUAUAAAUGGCUGUAUUUUAAGAUGAUUAUAUUACGAAUUAUAUUUGUAUUAAAAGAAUUUUAUAUUUGAAAUGUUGGCUUUUUAUGGCACUAGCUAUUUUUAUGGUAUGUUAAAACUGAAGGAAAAAGGACUGGGGGGCUGUUGACCAGGGGUUAUGAAUUACCUUGAUGGUGUAGAGAGAAGCAUUGGGGCUCACAAAGAUUUGCACGUCUGUAUGAUUCCCUGCCAGCGCACAGGCUCCCUCUUAGAAAAUCGUACCACAAAAUCUGACCGCUCCUGUCAAAGACACAUGCCUUCCCAACUCCAAACUAACUGUUGAGAUUGCAUUCUAUUUAUUACUGUAAGAAAAUAUCAUGUGCCAAUAAAAUCCAUAUA
This is a messenger RNA of Ailuropoda melanoleuca (giant panda), 6014 nucleotides long. It is a transcript of the gene CFTR, whose product is annotated as CF transmembrane conductance regulator. The record is from RefSeq and is a predicted model, not a curated record. Gene Ontology annotation, molecular function: ATP binding; chloride channel activity; ABC-type transporter activity. Gene Ontology annotation, biological process: chloride transmembrane transport; bicarbonate transport. The coding region runs from base 69 to 4520 and encodes 1483 amino acids. The transcript is spliced from 27 exons. Gene Ontology annotation, cellular component: apical plasma membrane; cytosol; plasma membrane. NCBI's taxonomy places the organism in Eukaryota, Metazoa, Chordata, Mammalia, Carnivora, Ursidae.